Molecule: messenger RNA, 447 nt
Organism: Guillardia theta CCMP2712
Lineage: Eukaryota; Cryptophyceae; Pyrenomonadales; Geminigeraceae
Exons: 1
Coding region: 1-447 (148 amino acids)
Source: RefSeq, a predicted model, not a curated record
AUGAAGCCAUGGCUGAUUGCGGGGAUGCUGGUGGUAGCGGCUGCCAUGUUGGGGACGAUGUGGAGCUUGAGAGAGUCAGGGGUGAAGUUCGAGCAUGCCAUGAGUGAACUUCUCGCGGUGAGGAGAGCACUGCAGACGGAGAAGAUAAGAAAGUGGGCCGACAUGAGGGGAAUGCGAUGGGUGGAGGAUGCUUCCAAGUUCGUGGAGAACAUAGGAGAGCCAGAGUAUGGCAGCGGAUCGAGCGAGGAUGUUUGUGAUCUGAACAAAGACAUUUCGUCUCCCGAACGAGCAAGAAAAUGGAGAAACUUUUGGUCUGCAAAGUAUGGCACAGCACACAACACGUUCAUAGAUUGGUCUGGCACCUUGAAGACAAAAGUUCCGGAACCCAAGUGGGUAACGACGCUUCGAAGAACACAGGAUAAGAUAUGCAGGUGGAGAAAGCUGUAG